AAAAAAACAAAAAGAGAGAGAGAAAAAAUGAAGUUGAAUAGAGUUGAAGCUGACACUGUUACUUUCAUUCGUUUUGGUGUGUCUAUGUGAUGUCUGAGAAACUUGUUUGAAAUCCAAAUUCUCAUUUCAAACAAAGUUAAACAAUUUCUGAUCUUCAUUCGUCUCAAUGCAAACUCCCGACGACAUUCGCAACCUUCCCAUCGACAUCACUUUUUCUCGUCUCGGAGAAUGGUUGGUCGAUCGCAAAAGAGUACCAGCUGAUUGGCGGAAACGCGUGGCAGCAAUUAAGGCUCGAAUUUCCAAGGAAUUCUCAUCCCUCCCUAAGGAUUCUGAUCCCCUUUUUCAAACCCUAGACCCUGAAGAGAUUGGUUAUUUAGAGGCCAAACAGAUAUAUGAUAUUCUCUUGAAUUCUACUACGGAAAGCAGGAACAUAUUUGGUCGACUAUCUGGUUCUGCGGGUGCAUGGGAAGCAAUUGUGCGGUCUUUUGAGAAAGAUCAUGUUUUUCUUGGUGAGGCUGCGCUUAUUAUCACCCAAAAUGUGAACUAUGAAAUCCCUUAUCAGAGAAAGCAGGUGCAGAAGAUUCAACAGCAGCUGGCAGAACUUGACCGCAAGGAGGCUGAUAUAAAAAGAAGUGCUGCACUCUCGGCAGCAAAAUAUGUUGAAGCUUGUCAAGAGCUUGGCCUACAGGGGAAAAAUGUCAGAUUAGAACUUUUGGAAACAGCAAAAUCACUUCCGAGUACGUUUCGCAGGAUUUUGGAUGUUGUGAAUAGCGAUAACAUUUCACAGGCAAUCGAAUAUUAUUGCAAUUUUGUCAGAGAUGCUCACACCGAAAAGGAAAAAUCUUCCGAAGCUGUGCUGCAAAACUUGAGGAACAUGCGUGAAAAUCCUCCAUCUUUAAAUGUUGCUGUUGACUCUGAGGUUAUUAAUACUGUUCACCCAAGUAACCAGGAAUCAAACCCUGCAGUAAGCGAUGUGGAAUUUGCUGCUCCUGACAUUGACUGGGAUAUUUCAGUGGAAAGCUCACAAAUUGAUUGGGACAUUGGAACCGUAGAAGAAACCGAGGAUACUGGUAAUGGCUUGGGUCCGUAUGAAAUCAUUAAUGCCUCUGAGGCCAUACAGACUUCUUCAUCAACUGAGGAUGUUGGAUCUGAUCCAACAAUAUCAAACGAAGAACUUUGCUCACAUGCAGAUAUAUCCUGGGAUAUUAGUGUUGAAUCUGCUAAUGUUGAUGUGAUUGACGAUGUUAAUGCAUCAAAUGCAGUGCUAGACAAUCAGACUUCUCUUCCAGAUGCCUUAUCUCAAUUGACAGAAAACAAGGAAGGCAAGAGCCAGCUUUUAGACACAGAGUACAGGAAUAAGAUUCUUGAUGAUCUAUAUGAGGUGAAAUCCUUCUUAAAUCAACGGUUAGCUGAAUUGAAGAACGAGGAAACUUUGUCACUGCAAAAUCAAGUGCAGGCAGUUUCUCCCUUUGUUCUACAACAGCAUGCUGCUGAUGCUAUAGAAACGAUGCAAGGUGAUGUUUCUUUGGCAAUUUCAUUGCUGACAAAUAGGAAGACAAGGGAUCUGGUUAUGAUUCUCAACUCCAAAAGAUUUCUAGACAGACUAGUCAACUCUCUGGAGGAAAAGAAACAUCAUGAAGUCAAGUUGAAAGAUGGAUUGAAGGACUUGGCAACUAAGCGCAUGGAACUGCAGAAUUCAUUAUCUUCAUUGUGGCCUAAACAAGAUGCGGCUGUGGGAAAAACAAAGGAACUGAAAAAACUGUGCGAGAAUACACUUUCAUCCAUGUUUGAUGGAAGACCAGUUAAUAUAAUUGGAGAGAUCAACACUCUGUUGACCAGUGGUCUUGGAGCAUGAUGAAGAUCUGAUUAAAGAAGAGAAGUUUCCUUUGAUAAUGAUAAAGCCUUUAGGUGGAUAAUGACUACAGAUAAAAUAACUGAAUAAUGGGUUUUAUGGGGUAGAACCUUUCCUUUUUCUUUUUGUUCUUAUUUUCACAGUACCUGUUAUUUUUGACAACUUAUACAAUGCAAAUUCACACAGACAUGUUAUAGAUUAAGAACUAAGAAGUAACUUGUGGUACUUGGUCGUCAUUUGAAACUGUCCUUAUUGAUCUUAUAAGCAGAAGAUACGGGAUGCAUUAUUCUUGCUUGAUAUUUUUAUCAUUAA
Trifolium pratense (red clover) is the source of this 2164-nucleotide messenger RNA. Its product is annotated as CDK5RAP3-like protein. The record is from RefSeq and is a predicted model, not a curated record. Gene Ontology annotation, cellular component: endomembrane system. Gene Ontology annotation, biological process: regulation of mitotic cell cycle; regulation of cyclin-dependent protein serine/threonine kinase activity. NCBI's taxonomy places the organism in Eukaryota, Viridiplantae, Streptophyta, Magnoliopsida, Fabales, Fabaceae. The transcript is spliced from 10 exons. The coding region runs from base 167 to 1855 and encodes 562 amino acids.